AUGACGACUCAACAAAAUUCACGUGAUGAUCCUAUGAGAGGACACCACACGACACAGCAAUACACCACACCAAACGACGACACCGUACCACACAACGACCACACAACGCCACACAGCGACCACACGACACUAAACCACAUGAAGAACACACGAAGAACACACUAUACAUACCACUGCACCACAGCCAACAACAACGCAACCACACCACACGACAUAAACAGCUGUGAAGAACUUGAAGUUGGGGAUGAGAUGCAACGAGAUAGACAGCAUGAUCACGAUGUGGAUGAUGAUGAUAAUGAUGACCGAGAAGAUGAGGAAGCUGAUGUUUAUAAAACUGAAGAUGAUAACAAACACAAUGAUAAUGAAAAAACUGGAGAUGAUUACGAUGGCUGUAAUAAUGGUGCCAUUAAGGACCAUAUGGAACGGGUACAUCAUCAACCGCUUACGAGGAACAUAUUGGAUCCCAACACAACGAUCCUUGAUUAUGAACCCGAUCCAGUUCGCCUUAAAAUUAAAGAAGCCCUUCAUAUCAACAAGCAUAAACCCUCACUCAAUAAACAAUAUAACAGCUUUGAUCACACUUUGCAAUUGUUUUCUCAAUAUCACGAUCUCACACUUACUGUUGCCAUUGGGGUUGAUCCACAGGAUCUGCGUGUACCACAACGAUAUGAAUAUCAUCCUACGUUGAAUACAUUUCAACCCAUCAACACGCAGUUUGUUACCCAGCGUCAUCCGACAACCGUCAUCGCGUCGUUGGAUGUAUUAUGUGAUACCUAA
Helobdella robusta is the source of this 777-nucleotide messenger RNA. RefSeq lists its product as hypothetical. Bases 1 to 777 code for a protein of 258 amino acids. Lineage: Eukaryota; Metazoa; Annelida; Clitellata; Rhynchobdellida; Glossiphoniidae. The transcript has 3 exons. The record is from RefSeq and is a predicted model, not a curated record.